This is a messenger RNA of Pyricularia grisea, 3000 nucleotides long. RefSeq lists its product as uncharacterized. Lineage: Eukaryota; Fungi; Ascomycota; Sordariomycetes; Magnaporthales; Pyriculariaceae. The coding region runs from base 360 to 2465 and encodes 701 amino acids. The transcript has 3 exons. Gene Ontology annotation, biological process: transmembrane transport. The record is from RefSeq and is a predicted model, not a curated record. Gene Ontology annotation, molecular function: transmembrane transporter activity.
CUUAUGCAAAGCCAUGUGUGUAUCUAGGCUAGGGUGAACACGGGCCUUUUUUUUUCUUCUUUUUUUUUUGUGUGUGUUUGCUUUUGUGCUUCAUUUUUCUCUUCUCCCUUUGGUUCCAAUGUUUCUUGCAUAGGGAACAUCUUAUACUCUUUUGUUUUCUUUUCUCCCUGGCUCCUUGCUGGAUCAAGGUUUGCCUUUUUUUUGUUCAACUUCCAUUCUUUAAGCAGGGCUUAGGCAUCUUUGCCUUUGCGAGAUUCUCCUGCGGGACAGUGAGAAGGGUCGGAACCAAUUACCGACAUACGUUCUCUAUAUCAUUUCCUUCAUCUUUUUGUUGGAUUUUCCCUUGGUGGUAAUACAAGAUGGAGUCAUUAGCAGACCUUGCAAGGGUGGCUAGGAGAGCACAGGAGGAUGCGCAGAGGGCAGCAGAGGCUCCGAGCCCCGUCGAGCCGGCGCCGGCUGCGAACAAUGGGACAGGUUUUGAGUCGGGUCCGAAGCAGGAUAUGUCGACACCACGUACACCGAAUAUGGCAAUCGUCCCUCCAUUAAUCCAGGACUUGAGGUUGGGAUCCGCACCGCCUUCGGCAGGACUACCGCUCCCGCCGCUACCUGCCGCUGCGAAAUCACCAUCUUCGAUUUCCACUAGUUCGGCACCAGGAAGCACAAACUCUAUCCCUCUAGGCGCCACAAAUACAACCGAACCCACCUCGGUCACGACACCGGCGAGGAUAGCUCCGCUGAAUGUUGGUCAGCGCAUUGAGAUCUCGCCCGAUUACAGGCCGAAAACGAGCUCGACGAAGCGUCUUUCUUUUGGUUCUGCGGCCUCCAGUAAGCGACCUAUCAAGUAUGCCAGGGGUGGUAUCGAGUUGUCACCACAGCCGAGCGACGAUGACAACGAUCCUCUGAACUGGCCACUGUGGAAGAAGGAUCUCAACCUGGCAGCACUUUUACUCACCGUUGCCCUGAUCCAAGUGAUGAAGACUGUCUUUGUCUCGGUCAAUGUUGUUCUCGAACAAACUUUGAACAGGUCUUACACGGCCAUCGCGGCCUUGACCGGCGCGCCGCUGAUUUUCUCUGCCCUAACCGGCAUGGUGGCCCUCGUGGCAUCGCGCGUAUACGGCAAGAGGCCCGUCUAUCUCGCCGCCACCGCGCUCAUCUUCUUCAGCUCCAUCUGGAACGCGGCCGCCACCGAGUUCAACAAUGUGAUGGCAGCGCGCAUCUUUCAGGGCAUGGGCUGGGGCGUCUUUGACUCGCUCGUCCUAGGCUCGAUCCACGACACUUUCUUCGAGCACGAGCGCGGCCUCCGCGUGGCCAUCUACCAGAUCGUGUCGGUGGGCACCCUCUGGGGCGGCCCGUUACUCGGCGGCGUCGCGUCGCAGAACCCCGCCAGCUGGCAGACCCAGUUCCAGAUCCUCUGCAGCUUCCAGGCCGUGUCGGUGCUGCUCGUCGCCCUGGCCGUGCCCGAGACGGCCUUUGACAGGGCCUUUGUCAUCCGCAACACCCCCAGCACGGCCGGGACCUGGAAGCAGCCAUCACUCAGGCCGCGCGGGCAGGUCGAUAUCGAAAAGGCCAGGGAGUACCUGAUGACCAUGAAGCCCGUGAGCUACAACGCUCGCGACCAGGACAGGGAUCUUCUUCUGCAGGCACCACGGGCCAUGAUCGCACCGACGACCAUCAUGCUCGUCUCGGCGUCUUUCAUCCCUUUCUCGGCACUCUGGUCCAUCGCGAGCUCGUUCAGCAUGCUGUUCGCCCACCUGCCCUUCAACAUGUCCCCGUCGCAGAUCGGCGCGCUGAUGGCCGGCCCCUUCAUCCUGGGCGUGCUAACGACUGCAUUCUUUUCCCUGACCCCGUUCUGGCAGCGCAUCAAGUCCUGCCCCAAGAUCGGGCUGAUCGCUCUGGCCACGGGCUCCAUCCUGACCUUUGUCGCGACCCUGGCCAUGGGCCUGUACACCCAGACGGCCAUGGCGACGCCCAUGUCCACCGCCGCCGCCUCCUCCGCAGCCAGCACCACCCCGGCCGCCGCAUCCGAAACGAGCCCCUUUAUGAUCGACGGCGUGGCCAAGAACGUCAGCUUCCCCGCGCUGGGCUUCCUGUUGGGCCUGCUCGCCGCGGGUGCCUACACCCUGGACGCGACGGUCCGCCCGACCAUCCGCCGCUCGACGUCCUUUACGUCGUCGAACCUGGGCAUCGCGCUGCGCAACACGGUCGAUAUGGAGGGCGCCGUGUCGGUCUGGCGCGCCCUGAUCGCCGGCAUCUUCGUCAUUGGCACGCCGAACAUCUCGUGGACCUUCUCGGCCAUGGCGGGCAGCCUGGUCGGCUUCGCCGUCACGCAGAUGUUGCUGAUCGUCGUCCUCGGUUUCGUCUGGUGGCGGUUCGACCAAGAUAUCAUACGGUGGGACGGCGUCGUCAUGAAGCUGGUCGACCUGGGCUCGCUCAAGAGGUCGGGCAGCUAUAUGGAUAUGGACUGAGCCAGGGGUAGCCUAUAUUUGACGGGGUAAGAUUUUCUUCUCCGGUCUUUUCAUCUUUGUUGAUUGUGCCGUUGCACGUCAGUAUUUCCUCACUCACUCAGCCUUGUUUUGUUUUUUUGUUUAGUUUUUGUUAUGUUAUACCUUGGCUGUCACCGGUACCUUGGACCGAAUGGGUAUUUCCCUUUGUGUUUGUGUUUUACCAUUUACCUACUAGCUGUAUACCCUCUUUUUUUUCAUAAUUCUGACACCUGCUUUUAUUUCACUGUAUGGCCAGAAAAAAAUGUGACCCGCAGAGAAGACCCCUUAAUAUUUAAAAUUUAGCUCGUCGAAUUAUCGACGAGCAUCUGAGUCAAUGAUCGACAAGCGGGUAUGGAAGGAUCAGACGAUUGGAAGAUCUGGGGAUUAACAACCACAGUCAGGCAGGCAUGACGCUGCACUUCCAGCUGCAGACUGAGCUGGAGGCUGAAAAUAGAAAAAAAAAAAAAAAUACAGCAGUCGCCAAGAGUUGUCUGAGGCAGCCAAAUCAAUGUCGGGC